Capronia coronata CBS 617.96 is the source of this 1185-nucleotide messenger RNA. RefSeq lists its product as uncharacterized. The transcript is spliced from 2 exons. Bases 1 to 1185 code for a protein of 394 amino acids. Lineage: Eukaryota; Fungi; Ascomycota; Eurotiomycetes; Chaetothyriales; Herpotrichiellaceae. Gene Ontology annotation, cellular component: endoplasmic reticulum. The record is from RefSeq and is a predicted model, not a curated record.
AUGAAGGCUCUCGCUGCUCUCCUGCCCUGCGCGGUGCUGCUGCAGAAUGUCGCAGCUCAAGGCGGGUAUCUAUUCACGGUCGACUCCAAAGUCGCCUCGUCCUCCACGUCAAUGAUUGAUUCCGACGUGGCCAGCGCGAUCAUCGCAAGAAGAAGAGAUCUCACAGCCGAGCGAUACCUGGGGGUCACGGACGAAAGGAUACUUGAAGACAUCCAUUCAUAUGGGGGCUACCAAAAGCCACUCUUCCAAAAUGUACAGGCUGGAGAAGCACCGGGCAGGCUGUUCAUAAGAAUAUCAGGAGUGGACAUGCAGGUCCACGACUUCGACAAUGUCAUGCCUGAUCUGUGGAUACAAGAACCGACCAAAGACCUGCUCACGGACUUCAAGGCCAUUCCGAACCGCAAAAAGAAGGACUUCACCUGCGAAUACCUUGUGCCCACAGGCCUCAACACGCCCAACAGCAAAGGAGUGGAAGUGAUCUUCUCGUAUCCGCUGGGGAAUGAACGGCUAUGCCUUGCCUCGUCGGAGAUCUCUGACAUCCCCAUCAUCCUCUCUCUCUACACCUACCUACCUACGAACCCGUCCGAGGUCAAAGACUACCUGCCCCCCUUGAUCCGCCUUCUUAAACACUUGUCAGCCACCGAAAACAUCGAAUCUACACUCCUCCUGCUGCCGUCGAAGCUCUCCAAGGCCGUUGACAAGCCUGCGCACCAGUACCAGGCACGUGCACCGCAAAAGUCGGAGGAAGAACCUCUCGAUCUCCCAUCGGCAACUCCUACGGAUGCCGUUUCUUUUGACACUGUGGCUGCGCCCGAUGCCAGCAAGAAUACCACGCUUCCCUCUGUCAUCCCCGCAUGCUUCGCCUCGCAAUCUGCAUGCGAGAACACCACCAACUCCUGCUCGGGCCACGGCUCCUGCUACCUAGCACAUACAAACUGCUUCAAAUGCCGAUGUGGCACGACACUGGUGCGUGUGAAUGAAGACGGCACAAAGAAGACUGUCCAAUGGGGAGGCGCAGCGUGUCAGAAGAAGGACAUUAGCGUGCCGUUCAUUCUAUUCGCUGGGUUUGGGGUGGUGAUGGCAGCCUUGAUCGCCGGGGUCAUUGGGAUGUUGUACAAUAUGGGCAGCCAGGAAUUGCCCAGUGUUAUCGGUGCAGGUGUGGCAGGGCCCAAGGCGGGCAAAUGA